GACGGAGGGUUGUUGACAAAUCCAGCUAGCCUUUGCUAGGUGGCAUGCCAUUUUCAUUGACAUUUUUUUACUAAAUCUUUCUUUAAUAAUGAGUUAUACAGAGGAUAGGCAUGGAACAAAACGACCAGCGUCUCCAAGUGACGAUGGGUCUACCCAGUGGGCAGCAGCGGAUCUGGGAAGCAACGAGAGGAAGCAGAAGUUUUUACGUUUGAUGGGCGCUGGCAAGAAAGAACCCACAGGACGCCUCGUCAUUGGCGACCACAAGUCGACGUCCCAGUUCCGCAGUGGGAACGAAGAUAAGAAGAUGAACGAGCAGCUAGAGAUGCAGUACCAGCAGAGCAUGGAUGGGAAGCUGUCGGGCCGGAACAGGAGACACUGUGGCCUGGGUUUCAGUGAGCCCUCCCCAGAGCGAGAGUCGUUGCCCUCCCCACCAGUGGACGGUCAGUUAAAAGACGCAGAGCCAGAGAAGUCCACCAGUGAAGAUGAACCCUCAGGUGCCCAGGACGAAGGCAGCGACCCCGACUCAGAGAAACAGACCUCAGACCAGGCCGGGUCCAGCUCAGACAGUAGCGAUGAAGAACAGAAACACAACGACAAAAUGGCCGUUGUGAAGUCGGCGUAGGGCUGCGGGGGCUCGCGGGGAGGAACUAGUUUUUGUAAUCUCAAAUUUGUACAUUUUGACGUUAUUUGUUUGACUGUAGGCGACCGCCCAUCUUUCAGUCCUUCUUACUGCGUAGAAACGGGUUCUCUGCACAAGCACUCGUCAUGACUGGCCGACAUCCUGGAGUGCACGUGGUCAAAGAAUUAAGUCUGCCGGCUAAAGAAGUCAGCUUUUGGUUGAGUGGUGGUCUAUGAAACUAAGAUGGCAAAUAGUCCCAUUUUUAUUUAGUUUGAACAUUUUAACAGUCACUGCAUUUGCCACAAAUGAUGUUGGAUGAAACGGGAUUGCUUGCCAUUCAGCAUGAUUGGUAUACACAUUGUACAUUCUGUGAAUUCUUGUUUGAAAACCAAUAAAAGGAAGUGUCUGUA
This is a messenger RNA of Anarrhichthys ocellatus (wolf-eel), 1029 nucleotides long. It is a transcript of the gene cunh11orf58, whose product is annotated as chromosome unknown C11orf58 homolog. The transcript is spliced from 5 exons. The record is from RefSeq and is a predicted model, not a curated record. The coding region runs from base 89 to 622 and encodes 177 amino acids. Lineage: Eukaryota; Metazoa; Chordata; Actinopteri; Perciformes; Anarhichadidae.